AUGUUACAAACGAGAACAUGCACUUCACUAAAAACCAGUUUACUCCUCACAAAAACGAUAAGUGCAAGAUCAAUAUCUAACUCGACAUCUACGAAAGAACCAGCUACUCCUACCCCAAGAAGAAGGACUAGAAUCACAGAAUUUAAAGAUGCACUCAACGUAGGACCAUCAUUCCAAGAUUUCCUAACUGGUAACGCAGUGAAUUUCAAACCUGAUCCAUUAGCAGAUGCAGAAUUUCAAAAAUUACCCAGUUGGUUAAAGGUCCCCAUUCCGAAGGGUACCAAUUUCACUAAAUUGACUAAUGAUGUUAAGAAGUUGAAAUUGAGUACUGUUUGUCAAGAAGCUAAAUGUCCUAAUAUUGGUGAAUGUUGGAGUGGUGGGACAUUUGGUAGGAAGAAGCAAAAUAAGGGGAAAAACGUGGAAGGUGAACAUUCUAAAGCUACAGCGACUAUUAUGUUGUUAGGUGAUACUUGUACUAGAGGCUGUAGAUUUUGUUCAGUGAAGACUGAUAGGAAUCCAGCACCACCAGAUCCUAUGGAACCGGAAAAUACAGCAGAAGCUAUUAAGAAAUGGGGGCUUGGAUAUGUGGUUUUGACUACUGUAGAUAGAGAUGAUUUAUUGGAUGGUGGAGCUCAUCAUUUAGCUGAGACCGUUAGGAAGAUUAAAGAGAAAGCUCCCAGUAUAUUUGUGGAAACAUUAUCGGGUGAUUUCCGUGGAGAUAUGGAAAUGGUUGAUGUUAUGGCUAAGAGUGGACUUGAUGUUUAUGCUCAUAAUAUGGAAACAGUUGAGGCUUUGACUCCAUAUGUCAGAGAUAGAAGAGCUACUUAUAGACAAUCAUUGGCUGUUUUGAAAAGAGCUAAAGAGACAGUUCCAACUUUAAUUACAAAGAGUUCUAUUAUGUUAGGAUUUGGAGAGACAGAUGAACAAGUAUUACAAACCUUGAAAGAUCUACGAGAAGUAGGUUGUGAUAUUGUCACAUUCGGUCAAUAUAUGAGACCAACAAAGAGGCACAUGAAAGUGGUUGAAUAUGUUCAUCCGCGUAAAUUUGAUUAUUGGAAGGAUGUUGCCAUGGGAUUAGGAUUCUUAUAUUGUGCAUCCGGUCCUCUCGUGAGAUCUUCUUAUAAAGCAGGAGAAAUAUUUAUUGAGAAUAUCUUGAAACAUCGAAAAAACUCACCUCCCCAAGGUAUAUAA
This is a messenger RNA of Naumovozyma dairenensis CBS 421, 1191 nucleotides long. RefSeq names its product lipoate synthase (gene LIP5). The coding region runs from base 1 to 1191 and encodes 396 amino acids. The record is from RefSeq and is a predicted model, not a curated record. Gene Ontology annotation, molecular function: 4 iron, 4 sulfur cluster binding; lipoate synthase activity. Lineage: Eukaryota; Fungi; Ascomycota; Saccharomycetes; Saccharomycetales; Saccharomycetaceae. Gene Ontology annotation, cellular component: mitochondrion. Gene Ontology annotation, biological process: lipoate biosynthetic process. The transcript has a single exon.